AUAAGGAAGUGCGCAUGACAGAAAGUUUGUUGUAAGCUUUAGUUAACUUCUUUUCUAUUGCAAGUUGCAAAGUUUUUAUUGAUUAAUGAAUUAACAAGGUGUCUAUGAGUACUCCAGAAGCGAAAAUACCGCCUAUUACAAUGAGUAAACUUUACAUUGGAAAUUUGCCUACAGAAACGUCUGAAACUGCUCUAAGACAGCUGUUCUUGGAGCAUAAUUUGUCGUGUACAAAUAUCUUGGUAAAACGUGGAGGUUAUGCCUUUGUAGAUUGUCCGGACCAAUCUUCGGCAGAUAAAGCAAUUGACAAGCUUAAUGGAUUUAACUUUAAUGGCUGCCCGUUAGUGGUUGAACCUUCAGUAGCUUCGGGAAAGAGAAGGGGAUCCACUUCAGUGCUUCCGGUCGUGCCAGUGGAACAGAUCGGCAAUGGAUGGAUUUCAAUACAAAAAAUUAUUAUAUCGAAUUUACCUCCAAACGUACGAUUUGAAGACAUAAAGGAACUUCUUCUCCAGCAUGGCGAGGUAGUCAGUUGUGAUAAACUUCAGUCUAGGGACCCCAACACACAGACUGUUCAAGUAAUAUACGAAAAUGCCGAACAAGCACAGCGGGCUGUGGCUCAUUUGAACGGCAUUCAAGUAGAGGGGAAUCCGAUUAAAGUGGAGCUGGCGCUGGAUAAGCGACCUGUUCGCCGGGGUCCUCGAGGCGGUCCUGGCGCAGCCGGCUUCGGAGGACUCCCGGGUCAGACCCGCCCGACCGAUUUCCCCUUGCGCAUCCUUGUACCUAGUGAUAUGGUAAGUUCAUUACAAUCCUACUUGAAACAUGAUUACCACGAAGCCACAUUAUUUGGUGUAAUUGUUGAGUGCAGUUAUAUUAAUAUAAAUAUUAUCCUCUCUUUCAGAGAUAUCUGUUUGAAAAUUCUUGCGCAUAAUAACUUAAUCGGUCGGAUAAUAGGCAAGGGUGGUAACACAAUUAAACGGAUCAUGCAAGAGACUGAUACCAAAAUAACUGUAUCAAGUAUUAACGAUAUAAGUUCGUUUAAUCUAGAACGCAUCAUUACCGUGAAAGGCACGAUCGAGAACAUGAGCAAGGCCGAGGCUCAAAUUAGUGCAAAACUGCGGCAAAGUUACGAAAAUGACCUACAGGCCAUGGCACCUCAGACAAUGAUGUUCCCUGGCUUACAUCCAAUGGCCAUGAUGGCCACAGCAGGCAUCGGAUAUGGUUCACGGGGUCUGUACGCAGGACAGGCGCCGUAUCCGGGCAUUUAUCCUGCAGGUGCUCCUACAGGAGCUGUUGAGACUCCGGAAACAACUUAUCUGUAUAUACCGAACAAUGCAGUGGGAGCGAUAAUCGGCACCAAAGGAUCACAUAUCCGUAACAUUAUUCGAUUCUCUGGGGCCUCUGUUAAGAUAGCUCCUCUUGACGAAAGCCGUCCCCAAGACGCGCAAGCUGAAAGAAAAGUCACCAUUGUUGGAUCACCCGAAGCACAAUGGAAAGUAAGUAAUAUCUCACUAAUGGCAAUAAAUAAAAUUGGUGUUAUUAAAUUAGUGUUUAUUUGCUUAUACAUGGAACAUUCGAAUAUUUGUAGCAUAAAAGCCUAUUAGAAUUAUUUUGAUUUC
This is a messenger RNA of Agrilus planipennis (emerald ash borer), 1613 nucleotides long. RefSeq names its product insulin-like growth factor 2 mRNA-binding protein 1. Gene Ontology annotation, cellular component: cytosol; cytoplasm; nucleus. Gene Ontology annotation, molecular function: mRNA 3'-UTR binding. Gene Ontology annotation, biological process: nervous system development; regulation of gene expression. NCBI's taxonomy places the organism in Eukaryota, Metazoa, Arthropoda, Insecta, Coleoptera, Buprestidae. The record is from RefSeq and is a predicted model, not a curated record. Bases 105 to 1598 code for a protein of 497 amino acids. The transcript is spliced from 7 exons.